This is a messenger RNA of Xiphophorus maculatus (southern platyfish), 3604 nucleotides long. RefSeq names its product MACC1, MET transcriptional regulator (gene macc1). Gene Ontology annotation, cellular component: cytoplasm. The record is from RefSeq and is a predicted model, not a curated record. Bases 253 to 2808 code for a protein of 851 amino acids. NCBI's taxonomy places the organism in Eukaryota, Metazoa, Chordata, Actinopteri, Cyprinodontiformes, Poeciliidae. The transcript has 6 exons.
UGCGUGGGAGAGCAAACAGAGCCGAGGAGGGGUUGGUGAUCUUUGAAGCUCAGCGUUAAUGAGUGGAGACAGGUCUCUUUAAGCGAAUAAACAUCUGGUGUUGGCGCAAGCAAAAUAUGUUUAUGGUCAUAUUCAUUGGAUUAUUUAUUUAAGAAGAAACGUGAACAGACUGUUCGGAAGACUCAGUGAGAAGCAGCCUCCGUGUCCUCUGCUCAACAAGACCGACCUGUUUUUGUUCAUCGAUAUGACAACAUGGCAGCUGAAAGGAAUAUGUCAUUUCGUCGGGUUGGAAGUAUCAUGAGGAGUAGAUCUGAGGGCACAUUAAUUGAUCUCAGUGAUGAUACAUCAUCCAGUAAUAACUUGAAUGGUGGCUUUGUACCGGGAAGAACAUCAGAUUGGCAGAUUUCACAUCCAGAAAAAUUGGUGUCCUCUCAAACCAAAAACCCUUUUUGGAAAAAUCUAUUGGGAUCCAAUCCAUUCCUUGACGAUAUUGUUCACAGUGGCACAUGUAAACCAACUUCCAAUGGGUCAGAAGUAAAAACAGGAGGAACAGCACAUCCAGAUGAUGGUAAUGAUGAUGGCACAAGCAUAUCUUCUGAUGAAGACAGCAUUGGGAACUUUAGUGUGAACAGACACAAAACCAGCAACCAGUCUGGGAGAUGGAGGAGUGCUUCAGACAUUCUCAGUGAUCUGGAGAAAAAGGAGCCAAAAUUUAGGAACAACUCCACACCACCUGGGCCUGUGCUAAGCCCAGACUUUGAGUGGCUGAAGAAUGACAGAGAGGCCUAUAAGAUGGCCUGGCUGAGCCACCGGCAGCUGACCCGCUCCUGCCUGGACUUAAAUGUGAUGAGCCAGAGCCCUGGGUGGGCCCAGACCCAGGCCACACAUUUUCAGGUUAUUAGUAAGAUCAACCACAGCGGAGGCUCAGUACAAUUACCUGAAUCCAAAAUUAGCAUUCAUGUCCCACAAGGGCACGUUUUGCCUGGAGAAGUUCAGGAAGUGACCCUGAAAGCUAUGCUUUACCCUCCUCCUGGCCUCAACAAUAACUUCAUAACAACCAUGAGCCCACUUCUCGAGGUGCUUCUUAGUAACAUCAACACAAAGGAGUGCUUGUCCUUGGAGAUGAAACUCUCAGGGGAGGUAAAGGACAACCCUGAAAGUCAGGUGAUGACCACUGUGUUUGGAAUGGUGUCUAACAAACGACAGGGCCCAUACACCAAAAUGAACGACUGUUACGUCGACAAGAACUUGAUUCGGAUGAAACUCCAGGAUCUGAAGACGCAUUUUUUUGUGAUAGCAGUGGCAGAGGCCUCUGCUCUCCAGCCACCCACCACAUCAGUUUGGGAUUACCUCAGUCGACAGAUCACAGUUGCGGUCUAUGGCCCAAGGUUCAUCCAUCCAUCAUUUAAGGUUGUAAUAGUCGUCUGCAGCCAUGAAGAUGUUCCACCUAAGCUUCCUUUCUCAGAUGUAUGCAAAGGUAAUAAAAACGUGCCCCCACUUGUGCUGCAACUUUGGGGGAAACACUCAUUCAUACCAGAUAUGUUGAAGGACUUUACUGUAGGGGUGGAUGUUAAGGGCUCAAACUUUGGAAUAAACUCUGAGGACAAAGAGAAAAAAGUCAGGCAAAGUCAGCUCAAGAUUGGUACAGUUUUGCAUCUACCAGUAUCAAUAUCCUGCCCUAGGAAAGCAGAGAUGACUCCUUUUCAGUUAGACAUACAAGUGAUAGAAUCAAACUCGUCAUCAACAUCAGCUGACUUUCAGGUUUCUUCCCCUCCUGCACCACCCAUCAGGUCAGAGAAGAGGCAACCAAAGAAUGUGAAAAGAAAGACUGAUAUUGCAAAAACAUUUUCCAUUCCAGAGGAAAGUGACUCAGAUUUACCCAAAUUCAAAGACAUGCCACUGACUCUGCAGUGGUACGGGAUAGCCCUAAAGACAGUUUUACGUCAGCCACACGUAGAAUAUCUCCUGGAGUAUUUUAAGGGUGAUACCGUGGCUCUGCUGUCUAGAGAGACUGUCCGGUCAGUCGGUAAUUUGAAGGUGAAAGAGUGGUACAUCGGAUCCCUCAGAGGCAGAAUUGGCUUGGUCCACUGCAGAAACAUCAAACUCAUAGCAGUGGACCAGGUCAUGGACUUCAGUGAUGCUCAAGUCACCACAGCAGUUCUUUUGAACAACAUGACACUGCCCUUCAGGAAGCUCACGUACAUGUAUUCUGCCAUCCAGACAUUGGUCACACAGCACAUCACAAGCUGGAGAGGUUUUGCAGAUGCUUUAGAGUACAAAAACGAGCCUCUGGAAACAAUUAAGAGAAGAUAUGCAGAAAAUGACGCUGAUAAGGUGGCUUGUGUUCUGGAACAGCUGAAGGAGGACUGCCACAGUGAGAAGUCAAGGAAAAAGUUCCUGCAUGAACUAAUGGUGGGGCUACUGAAGAUGAACAAUGUGAAUCUAGUGGCUCAGCUCAUUCAGAAUACAGUCAUUCUGUCGACAGCUGUGGAGCUGGGAAUUCGGUGGCGGGAGCUUGCAGAGAAGAUGGGAAAACUAACCAGCGCUCAGAUAGCUGCUUAUGAAGCUCCACACCGAGGGAAGGACGAUGAAGUCAGUCAGCAGUCCAUGUGGAAGCCUGCCUAUGACUUCCUGUACUCCUGGAGCCUUCGUUAUGGAGACAGCUACAAGGAGAUGAUCCAGGAGCUUCACCUGGCCCUGGAUAAAAUGAAAAACCCUGUCACCAGGCAGUGGAGGCAUCUGACCGGUGUGCUCAUCACAGUGAACUGCUUAGACAUCUUUCAAGAAACAGCUUUCCCAGAACCCUAAAUGUUUUACGCUGUUGUGCUGAAACAGGCUUUGUGUGAAAAGCACUAAACAUGUUACAUACUGACAUCUUUACUUAAGACACAAAACUCUCAGAGAAUUUCACUUUAGCUGAAGUUCUCUGAAACACCAUAACUAGCGAGUCCAGGCAGGCAGUGAUUUAAAAGUGUUGAAGAUGUCUGUGCAAAUGUCAAAUAUGUGCAGAGGAAAUUGUAAUUUUGCUUGUACUUAUGAUGCCAGUAGUGACUUACUGAUGUCCUUGAUAUUAAUAAUUUCAAAUGGUGUAGGACCCUUUGUGUUAUUUUUUUUAUACAUAGCAGAAAUUUCUCUGUAAACCUUUUCCCAUUCAAAGUGCACUUUAUUUCUACAAGUCUUCAAUGUUUAAACAGCAGAUUCAGAAAUAUAAUUUUAAUCCACUGCAUUUGAGAUUAUUCAUACAUCAAGUCAAUAGUGUAACCUUUUGACUUUUAAAUGAUAUUAUGUUCUGUAGCAUUUAUUGCACUUCUGGACAUGUUUUUUUUAAAUAUAUUUUAAGUAGACUGUAAAAAACACUGUUAAAGUAAAAAAAAUUCCUAAAUGUCAUGUGGGCAUGCAGCAUUGGGAGUCUGAAUUUCUUUUUUUUUCCAGGUUUGUGGUGAAAAUAAGACUGUUUUACCAAAGGAAAAGUCACAUAAGAUGCUUAAACAAAAGAAGGUGUCUUCUAUGUGUCAUAGACUGCUCUUUUGCAUAUGUGUUAUUUUCUACUAUAAAAUUUUAGAUAAGUAGGAAUAUUAUAAUUUAAUAAAGGAAAUAAACAACA